CGUUUCCUUUUUCCGUAUACUUGAAUUUUCAAUCACAGCCAAAAUGGCGUCCUUGAGAGGGUUAAACAUUAUGUGCAGGAUACCUUUUAAUACAGUUUGCUACCGAAGAAACCUUUUCCCACUUAGUGGUCGGCUCAGCCGAAUACGGGCAUUUGGGAGUACCGGUCCAGUUCUGCAGCAACAACCUUUUAACACCCCAGAGGAGAAGCCACAAUUUCCUGGAGCUUCUGCAGAUUUCGUGGAGCGUCUUGAAUUCAUUCAGCCUAAUGUAAUCUCUGGGAUCCCCAUCUAUAGGGUGAUGGAUCGACAAGGUCAGAUCCUAAACCCUGCUGAAGAUCCUAAGAUCCCCAGGGAGGAGGUACUCAACUUUUACCAGAAGAUGACAUUACUAAACACAAUGGACCGCAUCCUGUAUGAGUCACAAAGGCAGGGCCGAAUAUCCUUUUACAUGACAAAUUAUGGAGAAGAAGGUACUCAUAUGGGUAGUGCUGCAGCUCUUGAACCCACCGAUCUUGUAUUUGGGCAGUAUAGAGAAGCAGGAGUGCUGAUGUAUCGUGGUUUUCCUCUGGACCUCUUCAUGGCGCAGUGUUAUGCUAAUGCAGAUGAUCUUGGCAAGGGUCGCCAAAUGCCAGUGCAUUAUGGAUGCAAAGAUCUCAACUUUGUCACCAUCUCUUCACCACUGGCUACACAGCUACCGCAAGCUGCUGGGGCUGCUUAUGCCUUGAAGCGUGAAAACAACAAUCGUGCUGUAAUUUGCUACUUUGGUGAAGGUGCAGCCAGUGAAGGAGAUGCCCAUGCAGGAUUUAAUUUUGCUGCCACCCUGGAAUGUCCAAUCAUCUUUUUUUGCAGAAACAAUGGCUAUGCUAUCUCUACACCAACAAGUGAGCAGUAUCGUGGGGAUGGUAUAGCGGCUCGUGGACCAGGAUAUGGCAUCAUGUCAAUCCGUGUUGAUGGAAAUGAUGUAUUUGCUGUUUAUAACGCUACACGAGAGGCCCGACGUCGUGCAGUAGCAGAGAACCAACCAUUCCUCAUUGAGGCCAUGACUUACAGGAUUGGCCAUCAUAGCACCAGUGAUGACAGUUCAGCUUAUCGCUCUGUAGAUGAGGUUAACUACUGGGACAAACAGGAUCAUCCAAUCUCUCGUCUGCGCCAUUACAUGGUAUCACGAGGCUGGUGGGAUGAAGAUCAGGAGAGGGCGUGGAGAAAGCAGUCUCGUCAACAUGUGAUGGAGGCUUUUGAGAGGGCUGAACGGCGCCUUAAACCCAGCCCAGACAACCUUUUCAGUGACGUAUACGAUGAGAAUCCACCGCUGCUAAAGAAGCAGGAGCAAGACUUGUUCCAGCACAUUCGACAGUAUAAGGAACACUACCCUCUGGACCUGUAUGAAAAGUAGAUUUGUAGCUAUCUGGUUUCCCAGAUGUCUGUACUACUCCUGCACUCUUAGAGCUGUGGAUAUGUGUGGAUGACUGUGUGCUCUCUAGCCUCCUUAAUUAUUCAAACAAAACAGCUAGUAGAAGUUUGGCCUCAAGUCUAAUUUUUCUGUGGAACGUUUCAACUUUUUGCAGUUCAUGAGACAGCAGAAUAAGGUAACAGGAUGGCAGACUGGUAUGUGGUUCUCACAUAGUGCCUAGCCGUGGACUUGAAAGUCUGACCACAAUUCUGUCUUUAAAGUACUUAACCACUGUACAUGAUAAGACCCCAAGAAAAUAAUAAGUUCUCUCAGCCAUUGUCAGACUGUGUGGAAAUGUGCAGAGUCCUGUUCAUUAAAAUGUUAAUUUAUAAUUUGAAAAUGAAUACAGUAUCAAAGUAAAUAACGGCUAAUAAUAGUAUGCAAGUAAAACAAUGAUCUGUCUUCACAAAUAGCCAGCUGAACAACACUAUGGAAAUUAGUUCCUUUAUUCAGAGUUAAAACCCCAUGAUAAUCUGUUACAUAAAAUUUAAUAAGCUACACAUGCAAUAGAUGUACAUCUUAGCAAGCUGCAAAACUAUAUAAACACGGUACUUUCUAUGCAAGUUUAUCAUUCUGAUGUCAAUUGUCUAUUCAAAACUAAUGUAAAUUUUCUGUACACAUUUAGGUUAAUAAACUGAUUUGGAGCACUGUA
This is a messenger RNA of Erpetoichthys calabaricus (reedfish), 2102 nucleotides long. RefSeq names its product branched chain keto acid dehydrogenase E1 subunit alpha (gene bckdha). Gene Ontology annotation, molecular function: oxidoreductase activity, acting on the aldehyde or oxo group of donors, disulfide as acceptor. Gene Ontology annotation, biological process: branched-chain amino acid catabolic process. Lineage: Eukaryota; Metazoa; Chordata; Cladistia; Polypteriformes; Polypteridae. Bases 44 to 1393 code for a protein of 449 amino acids. The record is from RefSeq and is a predicted model, not a curated record. The transcript is spliced from 8 exons.